AUGUGGCACAUGGAUGCUGACAUUUUUUUUGAUGAGGCUGAAGACAUGGAUGAUGGUAGAGUGUAUAGACCAAGGGUCAAUCCCUUUGAGGACUUCACCGACGACGAUUUCAUUCGAAAAUAUCGGUUCACUAAGCCUAUUUUCACGCAGCUACUGGACAUCCUUGCGCCGGCCCUCGAGAGAUACACACACAGGUCACAAUCCUUGGAUCCCUCCCUUCAGCUUUGCACUGCGGUUAGAUACCUCGCCCAAGGAGGAUUCUUGCCUAUGGUGGGAGAUGUACACGGCAUCAGUCCAAGAGCCGCAAGCAACUACAUCCAUACCGUCGCUCAAGCUAUAUGUACACGAAUGGAUCGUUUUAUCCGUUGGCCAGCAGCUGACGAGAUUGCCCUAGCCAAGAGGCAAUUCUACGACCGAUUUGGAUUUCCAUGUAUUAUCGGCCUCAUCGAUGGGAGUCAAGUACCGAUUCACGGACCCUUCCCCCCUGCCAAUGAAGCGGUGUACGUUUGUAGGAAAGGAUAUCAUGCAAUUAAUGUUCAAAUUGUGUGUGAUGCAAACUUGAUUAUUCGCGAUUUAGAUGCAAGAUGGCCCGGAUCGACUCAUGAUUCAUUCAUUCUUCGCAAUUCACACAUUUGGGAUAAGUUUGAACAAGGACAUAUUCAAAAUACCUGGCUCCUCGGCGACAGUGGAUACCCAUUGAAGAAAUGGCUCAUGACCCCUUAUCAGAAUGCAGCAAAUGAUCCACAAGAACGAUUCAACAGACAGCAUGUUGAAAGUAAAGAUGAGGCAUCAAUGGCCGUGUUUGCCAAGUUUGGUGUAUGUACUAUGCAUAGCAGAUCAGUGGCAUGCUUUUAA
Molecule: messenger RNA, 855 nt
Organism: Gigantopelta aegis
Lineage: Eukaryota; Metazoa; Mollusca; Gastropoda; Neomphalida; Peltospiridae
Product: putative nuclease HARBI1
Exons: 2
Coding region: 1-855 (284 amino acids)
Source: RefSeq, a predicted model, not a curated record